Molecule: messenger RNA, 986 nt
Organism: Cryptomeria japonica (Japanese cedar)
Lineage: Eukaryota; Viridiplantae; Streptophyta; Pinopsida; Cupressales; Cupressaceae
Exons: 3
Coding region: 120-779 (219 amino acids)
Source: RefSeq, a predicted model, not a curated record
CCGAUGAGGAUAAGGUUUGGGGAUUACCCCCAUAAACAAACUCUAACCUUCAACGAAAACUACAUCGAAUUCAGUCGAAUUCAUAUGCCUCUGCAUGGGACGAUACAAUUGAAUUGACAAUGGUGGCAACUGUAUCAACACCCGCAUUCACAUUUGCGGGCAAGGGAGUGCCCCUUGCAUGCCCAUCCCUCCAGACACAUGGAUUGUGCAUUGGAAAGUGUUCAUUACCUUCUGUUAACAAUGCCCAUCAAAAGAACAAUGCCAUAAUUUGUUCCAAUAGCAAAAUUAGAACAAUUAUUUCUCCAACUUCUGUCAGAGCGAUUGCAACAGAAGAUGGGCAACUGGCUUCAGCUGAAUCCGAUCAAAAGAUUACCAAGUACCAUUUUUUGGUUGCCAAUGCCAAGUUCAUGCUAGAUGAAGAGGAGCACUUCCAGGAGCUCAUGUCUGAGAGGCUGAGGAUGUAUGGGGAGCGUAACAAGGAAGUUGAUUUUUGGCUUGUGAUAGAGCCAAAAUUCCUGGACAAGUUUCCCAAUAUAACCAAGCGCUUGAGGCGACCUGCUGUGGCCCUUAUCUCAACAAAUGACACUUGGAUAAAGUUCAUGAAACUAAGGCUGGAUCGUGUUCUAGAAGGAGAAAUUGAAGCUGAAACAGCUGAGGAAGCAUUUGCAUCGAAUCCUGCAGAGCUCCAGUUUGAAAAGCCUGAAAACUGGACAGCACCAUAUCCAAAAUAUGAGUAUGGUUGGUGGAAGCGCUUUCUUCCUCCACAAAUGGAUAAAUAAUAGAAUUCGGUCGCAUCUUAGGGCUUUUUUCUGAAGGACAAGUAAAAGUGAGACCAUCUAUUGGAAAAAAAAAUGUCUUAGCUUGUGGGGUGAACGAGAACAUAGAGAGGUGAUGCUUGUAUAUAACACAAUAUAUACUCUGAUACCUCGAUCAGUUUUGUCAUGCUUAUAACUUGGUUUACAAAAUGUUUUACAAUUAUUUUUUUA